Prunus mume (Japanese apricot) is the source of this 820-nucleotide messenger RNA. RefSeq names its product cysteine proteinase inhibitor 1. NCBI's taxonomy places the organism in Eukaryota, Viridiplantae, Streptophyta, Magnoliopsida, Rosales, Rosaceae. Gene Ontology annotation, molecular function: cysteine-type endopeptidase inhibitor activity. The record is from RefSeq and is a predicted model, not a curated record.
ACCAAAGAAACCAGAGCAGCUACCCACCGGAUCUGGAAAUGAACAUAGAAAGGAAGGGCGAAAAUAAUCCCGAAAUGAGCAAAUUUGGAGAGUAAAAUAGAGGACAACAGAAGUCAAUCUGUAACCUUCCGUAUACGCCAAUCCUUCACAUUCCUGCACGUUAUGCUCGCCCACUGCCCAACCACACCCAUGUAUAAAUACACGCCUCCGAAUCCAAUGCUGCUCACUCUUUAUGAGGAUAGUAUUGUUAGUCAAGAAAAUUCAAGAAAUUCAAGAGAUAAAUAAAUCAACGGUCAUGAUGCGUCCUCACUGCCUUCUCGCACUCGUUGCCCUCGUCCUUCCUCUGGUGGCCGCCGCCGCCACAGGCCACAGGGAGGCCUUGGUCGGCGGUUAUCAGCCCAUAAAGAACAUCAGCGACCCUCAUGUGAAAGAGAUCGCAGAGUUCGCGGUGUCGGAAUACAACAAGCAGGCCCAAGGAAAGAACAAGUUGGUGUUUCAGAGCGUGAUCCGCGGCGAGACCCAGGUGGUGGCCGGCAUCAAGUAUCGCCUUGUCAUUUCGGCCAAGAAUGAGUCGUCGGCGGUGUCCAACCCCACAGCCGCAGGGGCUGCCGGAGAGAAUUAUGAGGCUGUUGUCUGGGAAAAGAGUUGGGAGCAUUUUAGGCAAUUGAUCUCGUUCCGUAAAUUGGCAAAGACUUAAGUAAUUUUCAGGAGAAUGAUCCUUUCGUGUUUUAAUUAUUAUCGUCUGCAAAUGUGUGCAAAUGUGUACUCUGGAGUAUGGACUCUAAAUUAUAAUAAAGAAAUUUGAAUAGUUGAUGUUCAA